Messenger RNA from Anopheles stephensi (Asian malaria mosquito), 2605 nucleotides. Its product is annotated as adult enhancer factor 1-like. Gene Ontology annotation, biological process: regulation of transcription by RNA polymerase II. Gene Ontology annotation, molecular function: RNA polymerase II cis-regulatory region sequence-specific DNA binding; DNA-binding transcription factor activity, RNA polymerase II-specific. Lineage: Eukaryota; Metazoa; Arthropoda; Insecta; Diptera; Culicidae. Bases 186 to 1511 code for a protein of 441 amino acids. Gene Ontology annotation, cellular component: nucleus. The transcript has 4 exons. The record is from RefSeq and is a predicted model, not a curated record.
CGUUAAAAAGAUUGAUGUGUUGAGUUAUUUCGUUAAGGGUGCUGUCAGCGAGAAAAAAGUAGAAAAUGUUAUUGUUUUAUUUUCGUUGUCGUUGUUAAGUGUAACGCAGUGCAAAAUCUGGGCAGGAACGGUCGCAAAAUUAUGCUAUUGAACGUUACUUAGUGCCCUACAGUUUGAGCGUGAAAAUGAAUUUCUUUAUCCCGAAUGAAGUGAAGCGCGAAGGGAUUUACCUUCAGCAUCAGCUCGGUCCGCCGCUAAUCCAUCAGCAGCAUCACCAACUGCCCCAGCAGUCCCAGCAUCAGCUGCUCGGCUUUCCGCAUCCCGGCAUGAUCGUUAAUUUGAAAAAGGAAGAGUUCGAUCCGUACGAGAAGUUGCCGGAAGGGCAGGCGCAUAAUCAGCAGCAUGUGCUGCAGCUGCAGCAGCAGGCCCAGAUGGUAGGACUGCAGCAGCAUCUCUCUGCCCAGAUGCAGUCUCAGCUUGCUGCACAGCAACACCAGCAGCAGCAGCAGCAGCAGCAGCAGCAGCAGCAACAGCAGCAGCAGCAACAACAAUCGCAACAACAGUCACAGCAGCAGCAACAGCCGCCAACACCGUCGCAAUCCCAACAGCAGCAACAACAAACACCUCAGGCGCAAUCCUCAACGGCAACCACUGCCUCGACGACAACGACGACAACGACCACCACCACCGGUACGGGUAAAAAGAAAAAGAAAGGCAAAGCGAACCGGAACAUUGUAAUCCCGCAGCUACCGGAAGGGUUCAUCGUGAAGGUGAAGGAAGAGUACACGGAAAACUACGUCCGCACCGUGACGAAAAUCCCCGAAGUAUGGUGGAACCAGGAACAGUUCAUCCGUACGGUCAAGUCGCCCGGCAAGAAGGAACGCAAGUACCACGACUACAACGCGGUCAGCGAGCACCAGUGCGAUGUGUGCGGGAAGUAUUUCAAGGAUAAGUACAAGCUGAACUACCACGUGCGCAUCCACGUGCCGGAACUGUCGCACCGGUGCGACGUUUGCGGCAAGGUGUUUGCGCACCAGUCGACGCUUCAUAAUCACAAGCGUAUCCACACAGGUGAGCGUGCGUUCAAGUGUCUAACCUGCGGUAAGGCGUUCGUACAAUCGUCGGCCCUGUCGAACCACACGAAAAUACACACCGGCGAGCGGCCGCACGAGUGCCUGAUCUGUGGCAUUAGCUUCAUCCAGAAGAUCAACCUUAUCUACCACAUCCGCAUACACAACGGCGAGCGUCCGUACCGGUGCAACAUCUGCCAGAAGUCGUUCAUCCAGCAGAGCCAUAUAAAGAACCACAUGAAGGUGCACAAGAAGGACAAUCCGCUCGAUUGCAGCAUGUGCGGUAAGAACUACAGCGAUCUCAACGAGCUGACCGAACACUACUCGUCGCACCACACGGCCGAGCUGACCUUCCGCUGUCAGGCGUGCGGCAAAUCCUUCGCCCAGGCCAACCAUUUGAAGAUUCACAAGAAAAACUUCUGCAACAGCAAGUCGAACUAAAACCACCCGCACUGUUCGCCCCCCCAGGAACAGGAGCCCAGAAGGGGCGGCAGGGGUUUUCCUUCCCAGUUUUCCCUGCUCGUCUUGAUUUUUGUUCCGUUUUAUUCUGCUCCACGCGCAAGUUGUGUUUUGCUUUCUAUAGUUUUUUGUUUGUUUUAUUUUUAAUCGCAUUUUUGUGUGUGGCGUGUGGAACACGCGCACGUAGAAGAACCUCUCCUAAUGUAGGCAACAACAGCUGGCAGUCAGUAGAGUACCGACCGACCAUGUCGUAUACAGGCGCGGAGCAGCGCUGUAAUGUGGCGUUUAAAUGUGGAAUGUUAAUUUGUGUUCUGCUUACCCUUUUACAGAUGAUACAAAUGUCGUUUAUGUUUUAGUUACUAGCACAAAGUUCAAAGUAUCGUUACAAACGCAGGACAAGGUAGAAGCGAUAAACCAAUAGAGAAACAGAUAGAGCACGCAACAGAAUGAAUCCGGCAACCGGUUGCUCGGUUGCUCAAUAAGUUCCCUUUCCCGCUCGAUCCCACUCCCAAAACAAACAAACAAUUGUAAAUUUAUUGUAACCGUUCGUUGUAACUGCUGCCACUUCACUCUAAUCAAUCGUAAUCAUCUCGUACUUUCAAAAUUAAUGCUUCUAAAUUGAUCAUCGAUAAGCUGCCGAUCGAUGCGCGCGCGAUCACGUGUGUAACUGUAUCCCGACCAGUAAACAAAUGCUUCUCCACAGCCCGGAUGUCCUUCAUCGGCGGGGAGUGGAGUGUUUAACAAAAAGGGUUAAAAAAGAAACAUAAAGUAAAAAAGAGCACACACACACACAAAAACAUUAGAGUAGUGCGUCGGCUCCUUUCUGGAACAGUAGCCGUUAACGAGCCGUUAACGAGUUGUUAGUGGAACAGGCAGCGCCAUUUCACGAGCGAUCCGGAGCGGUGGCAUAUUAUAGAUUAAUUAACCAACGUACCGCGUUGUCGGCAAGCAAAAAGGCGUUCGGGAACGGCAACAGUAGUUGGGUGUGGUGCAGCAAUUUAAACGCGUGCAGAAAACCGGAACUUAUUGAUUAAUAAAAUCAAAAACAAAUGUAGAGAGCUGUAUGUGAAACUAUA